AUGAGCCCCGGGGGCGCGGGCUGCUCCCACAGGCUGCUGCUGACGGUCGGCUGGCUGCUCCUGGCGGGCCUCCACUCCGCGUGUGGGACGAACGUCACCGCCGCCCAGGGUCCUGGCCUGGUCCACGAGGGCGAGAGCGAGGGCGAGGAGGAGGCCGAGAGCGAGAGCGAGAGCGAGAGCGAGAGCGAGGCGGAGAACGAAGCCCAGUCUGCGACUGAGGAGGAUGCUUCAAAUCAGACAGUAGUCAAAGAAGUAGAAUUUGGGAUGUGCACCGUUACAUGUGGUGUUGGUAUUAGAGAAGUUAUACUAACAAAUGGAUGCCCUGGAGGUGAAUCCAAGUGCAUUGUACGAGUGGAAGAAUGCCGUGGACCCGUAGAUUGUGGCUGGGGUAGACCAGUUACAGAAAGUCUUGACAGUGUUAGACUGGCAUGUGUUCAUAUAUCUCCUGUAAAUCGUUUCAAAUAUGUUUGGAAACUUCUAAGGCCAGACCAACAACCCAUUAUCCUUGCAAAUGAUUCAGCAAUCCUGGAAGUACGCAGGGAAGUUCACCCCUUGAUUUUUGAGUGUGCCACCUUGGAUAAUAAUGAAAUAAUAGCAACAGUUAAAUUCACAGUCUAUACAACAAGUGAAUUGCAAAUGAAAAGAUCAGCUCGACCAGACACUGAUGCAGUCCUAGUUUUUGUGCUGACCAUAGGAGUUGUUAUCUGUAUAUUCGUGAUCUUUAUACUGAUCUUCAUAAUUAUAAACUGGGGGGCAGUCAAGUCUUUCUGGGGGGAGAAAGCCUCAACAACUGAGAUACAGUCUGAACUGAGUUCAAUGAGAUACAAAGAUUCAACUUCUCUUGACCAGUCACCAACAGAAAUACCUGGAAAUGAAGAUGAUGCUUUAAGUGAAUGGAAUGAAUGA
Molecule: messenger RNA, 906 nt
Organism: Nyctereutes procyonoides (raccoon dog)
Lineage: Eukaryota; Metazoa; Chordata; Mammalia; Carnivora; Canidae
Gene: SPACA1
Product: sperm acrosome associated 1
Exons: 7
Coding region: 1-906 (301 amino acids)
Biological process (GO): acrosome assembly
Cellular component (GO): acrosomal membrane
Source: RefSeq, a predicted model, not a curated record